Molecule: messenger RNA, 698 nt
Organism: Glycine soja
Lineage: Eukaryota; Viridiplantae; Streptophyta; Magnoliopsida; Fabales; Fabaceae
Product: 60S ribosomal protein L27a-3-like
Exons: 1
Coding region: 32-478 (148 amino acids)
Biological process (GO): translation
Cellular component (GO): cytosolic large ribosomal subunit; ribosome
Molecular function (GO): structural constituent of ribosome
Source: RefSeq, a predicted model, not a curated record
CCCCAAACCCUAAUUCGUGCCGCAAACAGAGAUGACGACCCGAUUCAAGAAGAACCGCAAGAAGCGCGGCCACGUGAGCGCCGGUCAUGGCCGUAUCGGAAAGCACCGUAAGCACCCCGGCGGCCGGGGAAACGCCGGUGGCAUGCAUCACCACAGGAUCCUGUUCGACAAGUACCAUCCGGGCUUCUUCGGGAAGGUGGGAAUGAGGUACUUCCAUAAGCUUCGCAAUAAAUUCUACUCCCCCAUCGUCAACGUCGAAAAGCUAUGGUCUCUCAUACCCCAAGACGCGAAGGAAAAAGCCCUAAAAUCGAAGGACACUGCCCCUCUAAUCGACGUCACACAGCACGGGUACUUCAAGGUCCUCGGAAAAGGUGUUCUGCCCCAAAAUCAGCCUUUUGUUGUUAAGGCCAAGCUUAUUUCCAAGAUCGCCGAGAAGAAGAUUAAGGAAGCCGGUGGCGCUGUUCUUCUCACCGCUUAGGUUUAAAAACUGUUUUUUAAUUGUGUUGUUUUGUUUCGGAUAACUUUUUUGAUUAUAUAUUGCAAGUGAUACAUUGUGUUUUUUUUUAGUGUUUUUGCUGUUGGAUUUAGGUUGAUUAAAAGGUUUAUGCGAACAGUUUUGACCUAAUAUCCUAAAACCUUGUUUUAAUGAGUUGUGAUAGGAAAUUUAUUGGAAUAAGGGAAACAAAUUUUGGGGAGGA